AAUUGAGGAUUAUUUUCCACCAGGGCAUGUGUUUGCGUGGACAAAUGAGAGCGGUUUACUUGGAGUAACCAAUAUGGCCGAGCGGUCGUCAUAUAAUAGCUCGAAUUUGGAAUUAUUGACGGUUGGCAGCGGCUCAGGAAGCGGCGCUAGCGGGACAAGGCUCCACCAGCGGGGGGCACAAGGGGGCCCAUCGCUUAGCUGAUAGAAUGGGCGGCCCAAGUAGUCAGGCGGGCCAGCCUCCGGCCGGAGGCGGGCCCACCUCAUUGUUUAUCCUCACUGAGGAUAACCCCAUUAGGAAGUACACACGAUUUAUUAUCGAAUGGCCGCCCUUCGAGUAUGCUGUGUUAUUGACAAUCAUUGCAAACUGUGUAGUGCUGGCUCUGGAGGAGCAUUUGCCUCACGGAGACAAAACCAUAUUGGCUCAGAAAUUGGAAAAAACGGAGGCCUACUUUUUGGGCAUAUUCUGUGUGGAAGCUUCGCUCAAGAUCAUAGCCUUAGGGUUUGUGCUGCACAAACACUCCUACCUCAGGAAUAUAUGGAACAUUAUGGAUUUUUUCGUUGUAGUGACGGGGUUCAUCACAAUGUUCCCACAAAAGGGGCCCGAAGUAGAUCUCAGAACAUUAAGGGCCAUACGUGUUCUACGGCCCUUAAAAUUAGUGUCUGGAAUUCCUAGUUUACAAGUAGUUUUAAAAUCUAUAAUAAAAGCAAUGGCGCCGUUGCUUCAGAUCGGACUCUUGGUGUUGUUUGCGAUUGUCAUAUUUGCAAUCAUCGGAUUGGAGUUCUAUUCUGGUACUCUGCACAAAAGUUGUUAUAGUUUAGAGGAUAUAAAAAUAAUAAUUAAAGAAGGUGAAAUGGCUACACCUUGUAACUCAGACAACGCAACGGCUGCCCCGGCGGGCGCCUACGUAUGCAACUACAAUCAGAGCACCUGUAUAGAACAGUGGGAAGGACCGAACUUCGGCAUCACCAGCUUCGAUAACAUUGGUUUUGCCAUGUUGACAGUAUUUCAGUGCAUAACUAUGGAAGGCUGGACCGCAAUACUGUAUUGGACCAACGAUGCAUUAGGUUCAACAUUCAAUUGGAUCUAUUUCGUGCCUCUUAUAGUAUUGGGAUCAUUCUUUAUGCUCAACUUGGUUCUUGGUGUUCUCAGUGGUGAAUUUGCGAAAGAACGAGAAAAAGUUGAGAACCGUCAAGAAUUCCUUAAGCUUCGACGCCAGCAACAGCUUGAAAGAGAACUUAACGGCUACGUUGAGUGGAUCUGUAAAGCCGAAGAGGUAAUCUUAGCUGAGGAAAGGACAACCGAGGAGGAGAAAAUGCACAUAAUGGAAGCUCGGAGGCGCGCUGCAGCGAAACGGAAGAAACUCAAAAACUUGGGAAAAUCCAAAUCAACAGAUACUGAAGAAGAGGAAGCUGACGAAGACUGCGCAGAAGACGGAUAUUUAAAAUCAAAAGUGAAAUCGCAAGGUCGCUGCAAGGGAUUCUGGCGAGCUGAGAAGAGAUUCCGAUUCUGGAUUCGACACACCGUGAAGACGCAGUGGUUCUAUUGGUUCGUUAUUGUCCUUGUAUUCCUCAACACGGUUUGUGUUGCCGUAGAACACUAUGGACAACCAAAGUGGUUAACAUCGUUUCUCUAUUACGCUGAGUUUGCCUUCCUGGCACUCUUCAUGAUGGAGAUGUGGAUCAAGGUGUACGCCCUUGGUCCUCGGAUCUACUUUGAAUCAUCGUUUAAUCGCUUCGACUGUGUCGUGAUCAGCGGUUCGAUAUUUGAGGUGAUCUGGUCCGAGGUCAAGGGCGGCUCGUUUGGGCUGUCAGUCCUGCGAGCCCUGCGUCUGCUGCGCAUCUUCAAAGUGACCAAAUACUGGUCCUCGCUGCGCAACCUUGUGAUAUCGCUCCUGAACUCAAUGAGAUCCAUCAUCUCGCUGCUGUUCCUGCUCUUCUUGUUCAUCCUCAUAUUCGCAUUGCUCGGCAUGCAACUCUUUGGUGGCCAAUUCAACUUUCCAGAUGGCACACCAGCGACAAACUUCAACACAUUCCCCAUUGCACUCCUCACAGUCUUUCAAAUACUAACCGGCGAAGACUGGAAUGAGGUCAUGUAUCAAGGUAUUGAGUCGCAGGGUGGACACAAAAAGGGAAUGAUUUAUUCACUAUAUUUUAUCGUUCUGGUGCUAUUUGGUAAUUACACUCUGCUGAAUGUGUUCUUGGCUAUCGCCGUCGACAAUUUGGCCAAUGCCCAAGAAUUAACGGCGGCCGAAGAGGAGCAAGUGGAGGAAGACAAGGAGAAGCAAUUGCAGGAGUUGGAAAAGGAAAUGGAGGCACUUCAGGUGUCCGAUGGUUCACCGCCGCGAAUGGACAUGGGACCAUCGUCACCCACGCGCAAUAAGAGCAAGAAGAAGGAGGAGGAGAAGAAAGAGGAGGAGGAAGAAAUACCGGAUGGACCUAAACCAAUGCUACCAUAUUCUUCGAUGUUUAUUCUUUCGCCAACAAAUCCUAUUCGACGGGCGGCACAUUGGGUGGUAAACUUGCAUUACUUUGAUUUCUUCAUCAUGGUCGUUAUCUCAUUGUCAUCAAUCGCUCUGGCGGCGGAAGAUCCGGUGGAGGAGAAGUCAACGCGAAAUGAAGUUCUAAAUUACUUCGAUUACGCCUUCACUGGCGUUUUCACGAUAGAGAUGUUACUGAAAAUCGUAGAUUUAGGUAUAAUACUGCAUCCGGGCAGCUACUUAAGAGAAUUCUGGAAUAUUAUGGACGCUGUCGUUGUCAUAUGCGCUGCAGUCAGCUUUGGUUUUGAUAUGAUUGGAAGCAGUGCUGGUCAAAAUUUAUCAACGAUCAAAUCAUUGAGAGUACUUCGAGUACUCCGUCCAUUGAAAACAAUCAAACGUGUUCCGAAGCUGAAAGCUGUUUUCGAUUGCGUCGUUAACUCACUCAAGAACGUUAUAAAUAUUCUAAUUGUGUACAUAUUGUUUCAAUUCAUUUUCGCUGUAAUUGCUGUACAAUUGUUCAAUGGAAAGUUCUUCUUUUGUACGGAUGAAAGUAAACACACUGCCGAAGAGUGUCAGGGGUCAUACUUUGUGUUCGACGGCGACGAGCAAUUGCCACGGGCAGAGCCUCGGAUAUGGUCAACACAGAGCUUUCACUAUGAUAACGUGGCGACAGCAAUGCUAACGCUCUUUGCUGUCCAAACUGGUGAAGGAUGGCCCCAGGUGCUUCAGAAUUCCAUGGCCGCCACCUACGAGGAUAAGGGUCCAAUACAAAAUUUCCGCAUUGAAAUGUCCAUUUUUUAUAUCGUGUACUUCGUAGUUUUUCCAUUCUUCUUCGUUAACAUUUUCGUGGCCUUGAUUAUCAUCACAUUCCAGGAGCAAGGCGAAGCUGAGCUGCAGGACGGCGAAAUAGAUAAGAAUCAGAAAUCGUGCAUCGAUUUUACGAUAGGAGCUCGUCCACUCGAGCGAUAUAUGCCAAAUAAAAGGAAUAGCUUCAAAUACAAAGUUUGGCGGAUUGUUGUAUCAACACCGUUUGAGUAUUUCAUCAUGAUGCUCAUCGUCUUCAACACACUCUUGCUCAUGAUGAAGUAUCAUCAGCAAAGCAAGAUGUACGAAAAGUCGCUGAAGUAUCUCAACAUGGGCUUCACGGGAAUGUUCAGUGUUGAGACAGUCCUCAAAAUCAUUGGAUUUGGAGUGAAGAAUUUUUUCAAGGAUCCAUGGAAUAUUUUCGAUCUUAUAACUGUGAUUGGGAGUAUAAUUGACGCCCUCGUAAUGGAGUUAGGAACAAGUUCAUUUAACGUUGGAUUUUUACGACUUUUCCGUGCUGCACGAUUGAUAAAACUUUUGAGACAAGGGUACACGAUACGAAUACUUCUGUGGACAUUCGUACAAUCCUUUAAAGCUUUGCCGUACGUUUGCUUGCUCAUCGCGAUGCUAUUCUUUAUUUAUGCCAUUAUUGGGAUGCAGGUGUUUGGAAAUAUUGCACUAGACCCGGAAACUGCCAUAACAAGACACAACAACUUCCGUUCAUUCGUGCAAGGAUUAAUGUUGCUAUUCAGAUGUGCCACAGGCGAGGCGUGGCCGAACAUAAUGUUAGCCUGUCUUAAGGGAAGACCAUGUGAUGAGCGAGCUGGUAAAGAACCCCACGAAACAUGUGGGUCAUCUCUGGCUUAUGCAUACUUCGUGUCCUUCAUCUUUUUCUGUUCGUUCUUGAUGUUGAAUUUGUUCGUUGCCGUCAUCAUGGACAAUUUCGACUACCUGACAAGAGACUCAAGUAUUCUCGGUGCUCACCAUCUGGAUGAAUUUGUGCGCAUUUGGGCGGAAUAUGAUCCGAACGCAACAGGAAAAAUUCAUUACACGGAGAUGUACGAUAUGCUGAAAAACAUGGAUCCUCCUUUGGGAUUUGGCAACAAAUGUCCCAAUCGCCUCGCCUACAAAAAAUUAAUACGAAUGAACAUGCCACUCGACGCGGAUGGUAAAGUGAACUUCACCACGACCCUAUUUGCACUCAUACGAGAGAAUUUGAACAUCAAAAUGAGAUCUGCCGAGGAAAUGGAUCAAGCAGAUGAGGAACUUCGAGAGACGAUACGACACAUUUGGCCACUGCAAGCGAAGAAAAUCCUAGAUUUGCUGAUACCACAGAAUGACACGCUGAAUCAGGGGAAAUUGACUGUGGGUAAAAUAUACGCAGGUCUUCUUAUUCUGGAAUCGUGGAGAAAUACACGAUUCGGUCAAAUUGAUUCAGGACUUCCGAAACAGUCGUUUUUCAAUUGCCUGCUGGACAUGGCGGCCCUGGAGAAGAGCGGAGGCUCCCGGACGGGGUCCGUGAGCGUCGAUGCGUCCCACGAUGGGGUCACGUCACAAACGCACCUGUUGCACCCUCACGCCCAGUCGAACGGGGACGCCGGCGAACACGUGGGCAAUAGUAGCCUGGCCGCCCUGGCUCGCAGGAGCACAAUGAGGAAGCGAUCGUUCAGAUCCAAAAAGGUACUCGAACUGCAGGACGUUGCAUCGCGGCAACCGUCUUUGGAAUCCCUCACGGGUGAUGGUCAUCUUCAUCCUGGACAUCCAUACAACGGUCACAGAAGAUCUCCCAGCUUACGUGGGGGAUCACCGUUGAUACGGACACCGAGUCCAAGAAGAAGAGGUCAUCAUCUUCACCAUGACAUUGGAUUCUCGGACACAGUGUCCAAUGUCGUGGAGAUCGUGAAGGGUGAACGAAGUCGAAGGCACUACGGCCCUGGAUCCCGAUUUACUCGAGGUUCAUGGUCAGCGUCGACGAGUCCCGCUCGAUCUCCGUCGCCAGCCCGAUACGGUCCCCGCGGGGAUGCUGCCCAUCAUCGGAGUCACCGGAACCAUCUUCAGUAUCCCACGUAUGGGACAACAAGUCUAUGUCAGAGAUCACGUUCGCCGAGUCCCGCUCGACUGAAGGAGAUGCGUGAUCGAUAUAGACUUUUGGACGAUGAAAUGGGAGGAACACACCAUGUUCAACUUAGUUAUCCAGUUUUGGUGCCUGGACGUCGUCGGUUGCCUCCUACACCGUGUAAACCAUCGACUUUGCAACUAAAGCCAACUAAUAUAAAUUUCCCCAAAUUAAAUGCUAGCCCUACACAUACUCACCACUCGACACCUCAUAGUGUUCAUUCGCUGCCACAUUCUAGGGAUUUUCUCCGCGAUCAGCGUGAUUUUUACUACGCAAGUCGCGAACGCGAUCGACUGAGAGAUCGCCCGCGUGAUUACGAUUUAAGGUACGAGUAUCGAGACAAGGAGCGUGAGCGGUACGAGUUGGAGCUCGAGAGGGAGAGAGAAAGAUUGGAAUAUCACGCUCCGCUGUCGUUCGAACAAGCCUUAGCGAUGGGCAGAACUGGCAGAGUACUUCCAUCACCCGUCCUCAAUGGCUACAAGCCAAAAGGUGGCCUCCAUUCGCGCCACUCCGACUCCGACGAAGAGGACUGGUGCUAGCAAAGGCUGAUAAGGCACAGCAACAGUAGGGAACAAAUAUGGGUCUAGCGGUGCGUAUCGUCGCCGUGAUUCCGUGUUAAGAUCAUCAUUAACUGUUAAGGACAACAAGACAACACACACACUUUUUGCAAGAAAACCAAAAGAAAGACAGAACUCGGUGAAAAAAAGUUGACACAAAAGACACGCCGUUUAACUAAAAGAUAUGGUAGGAACAUUCAUCGUCAGACCAUCUCGUGUCCUCUUAAUUGGCGUCUUUAUCGGUAGUGCAUCGAAAUUUGUGAGGAACUUCGUAUGCAAUUGACGCAUCUCAUCACCUGUUACUUUCCCAGAACUAUUGUAAAUCCUUCUUUUAUCGCAUCUCUGUAACAUCUCUACUAUCUCUCAAUAACUUGUUAACUUGAAUAGUGGAGCUAUAAUGGGAGGCGAAAGAACAAACAUGAUAAAUACUUACCAGAAUUACUAAUGUAAAAAUAGGGAAUCGUAUGUAAAUACAUAUCGAUAGGCAAUUCAUUUGAUCUCUGCUAGGUAAAAUCAUUGGACAUAAAGAUUUAAAAUUAGUUUCACCAUUACAAAGUAAACCAGUGAAUAGUGGAAAAUGAAACAUUGUAGAUGGAAGUGUGAAGAGUUUAAUAUCAAGUGUGUAAGCUGCAUAUUAUAAACUAAAUAUUUGUAAAAAUGAUAAUUUUCCAUGCAAUUUUCAAAAUUCUCGCAACAUUUCUAAUUCGAGCCGCGCAUUCCUCUCAUUUAACGAUAUAACCAGUUGUCCACCUAAAUAAUAUCCACUCAAUGGAAAAUAGUGAAGGUUUUCGAUUGAACCACACGAAACAAAUACACAAGAUUGGAUGCUUUGCGGGCGUUGGUUGGUUCAGGGGGAAAUUUCGAGCACUUAUUGUCUACGAAGAGACACUCUUGACGGGAUAAUCUUCCGGAAAAUGUCACAGUGAAUUAGCGUCUGUUACUUUAAGACGAAAACUAUCGACUUAGGAAUUUUUCGUGCGCAAAAUCGUGAAUUACACUUUGCCUCAAUUUGACCCCAAAUCUUUUAUACCCUUUUCUCGACACCUGGCAAAGAUCCGUCCCUUAGUUUCCGAGCAAAAAAAUAAAUAUGAGAACAGAAAACACAUUUCAUCUGCAAUUUGAGACAAAAGAGGUAAACUAAAAUGCAUAAAUUGCCAUUUCGAAACUGCCAGAAGUUGUUCGAACAGUUAAAAUUCGUGGUAUUUUUGCCCUUGGAGAAAAAAAGAGUUUAUUUCUUCGAUUCACAAUUUUUUCUCUUUAGUAAUGUCUUAAGAUAUGACAAGAUAUUUCAAUAUCGCUUCGGAGUAAUAUUUUCCAUCAUUUCACCAAACAGCUGUUAUCGUAAAUAUAUCUUAUCCCACUGCCACAUAUUGAAUAAAUUCUCAAAAGAUGAUUCUUCAUUGCGCAACCAUUAUAUGUUUGGUUAUAUUCUCAAAGUAAAUUCCAAUAUUCACUGCUUCUAAGUAUAUUAAAUAAACCAACAGAAAUAAUAGUAAUUAUUUCUCAAAUGCUUACAGUAAUGGAAAAACAAAAUCGAAUAGAGAAAUUCUCGAGUAUUCCACCAACCAAAAACAAACACAUAAACUUGUCUUAAUAGUGAUUAUGUCACGUAUUAUCAAAAAAAAAACACAAGAAACAUAAAAAGAGGAAAGCAAACAUUAUAAAUUUAUUAUAAUUGACGAUGGAGGUGGAAAAAAAUGAUAAAAAUGACUUCACAUUUAGCGAAAGUGUACAUAAAAUACAGUUUUCUGUGAUAUAAAAAUAUAUAUUAUUAAAAUGAUGAAAAAGAGUAAUUUAAAGUCUAUAAACAAAUUUUAAAAAAAUGAAAUGCAUUCGCGUUAUAUAUGAUAAAGAAAAAUUAACUUAAACAGAUUCAUUAAUUGAAUACAUUUCAGAUAAGAUUGUGACAGAGGAAGUUUUCAUUCAAUGUUACUCAUUGCAACAUUCCAUUUUACACUAUAGAUAAAACAAGAAUAUUCAAAAGAAAAUAACAUGCAGAUGAAUACCUUCAAAUACAACUUAUCGAGAAGAGAACUUCAUAAGAGUAACAAGACGUAAUGCAACAUUGAGAGAAGCCCUUUGAUUAAAUAUAAAAUACCAUUAACUAAUAGAUUCAUCAUUGCGCGUAAAUGUUAAAACUGUACUGUAAUAUAGUAUUUCUAAAGGACAACAUAAGAAGAUGAUGGAAAUGAUGAGGAGGAUACAGAACUUGACAAUUACUUAUAGAGGAGAUCCAAUGAGAAAAGAUCAUUCGCAUUUUUACUACGCCGCUUAGAAGAGUUCAGAGAAGGAAGGCAAUUUCUUUUUUUUAUAUAAAUAAUAAGGAUAAUUAGGAGUGGGACGAAUGAGAAUCUAUUGACAUUAUAGAUGUACUCGUAAAAUGCAUAUUAUUAGAUAAAUAUCGAUACAUAUUGUAAAUGUAAUAUCUCCCUAAAUGAAACCAUGAUAGACAUUUAUAUUGAAUUCGUUGGCUGCUUUUAUGUUGUUCCCAUACAAAGUGACAAAAAAAGAGGAUAAAAAAACAUUAAAUUGGUGUUUUCACAAUACUUUUUCCAUACCAUGUGGGAUUUUGUGAAAAUUGUUAACGAUAGCAUAUGAUGUGAAUGGUUAGAGAGAGUUUAUCCCUGGAUUUUUCACGUUGAACCUUAAUAGAAAAAGAAACUUGCAAAGACAUACCCAUAUUUAUAAUUACCAAACUAAAUGUUGACUACUCGUAAUUUAUGUAAAUUCAUAAUUUUUCGUACUUUGUCUUAAGUAUUUUGCAAAAAAUGUUAGUGAAGAGAUGUAAAAUAAUUUUAUAAUCCUAUGUGCAAAUGAAGGCGAUAGUUUAUUUGAGGUAAAACACACAAGUAACAAUUUUGUAAAUCUUCACCUUAAACCCCUUAAACUCAAAAAAAAGGUACCAUAAACAUUUCUAGCGAAAACACAUGGAAAAACAGACAAUUUUGGACCAGAUCAACUAACAAUUAUCACAGAUGCAAAAGAAUCCUGAAAAUAUGUUUUUCUUAAUCACUUAUUCAAACUGGCGAAUAAUUGUUGAUACAAUUUCAAAGAGUAAUAUUUGUUUUAAAAUAAUAAGAAAAUAGUGUAGUAGACCAAACACAAUGUUUAAGUGAAAAGCCGAACAGAUAUCGUGUUUCACAUAAUACUUAGUAAUCACUUUAGUUUUCAACAUCUUUGAAAAUCAAUGUAAAUACAUAAUUCAGUGUAUGAUUAAAGAAAUAUUUGAAAGAAGUAAAUCAAAUUUAACAAUUUUGAAAAUAAAUUUUUAAGUCUCAUCUCCAUGUCUUUGAGCAUGAAGAAUAUUUUUGAAAAGUCACGUUUUGCAGAGGGAAAUUCGAAAAAAAAAUAUCUGGCAACAUUUGCAGCCGAAUUUUUAACAAUCUAAUUUCUCAUAUUUUUAGUUCUGUCAAAAUCCUAUUAAAUAUUUAAUGUCUUGAAAGAUUCAGGAUACUUUUAUAUUCUCAUUUUCCUUGUUUAUCAUAUUCUAAUCUGACGGAUGAAGAUGAAUUGCAAGAAAUCCAGAGUGUCCAACUGAUAAAAAUAAUAAAGAAAAUAAUUCCUUAAUAAAUUAAUCCAUAAAUAUACUGUAAAUUGCAAUUUUUAUUCAUUGACUCAUCAUGUAAAAACUGGCGCGUCAUAUUUUCAUCGAAUAUUUCAGAAAAUAGUGAGAAAGGAUUCCGAAACCAUAAGAAAAGAAGAAAAAAACUACUAUAACAUAGCAUUGAUGAUGAAGAAUUUCAAAUAUUGUAUUAGACUUUUUAUAAGAUGAAAAAAUUGAAAUGAUGAAAAUCUUACAUAGAUAAUUAAAUAUACCAGAUAAAAGAGAAAAGAAGAAAAAAAGAAAUUUACAUACAUUAUAAGAACCGAGAUGCAACACGUAAUACAAAGAAAUACAGAUUCAUGCAUUACAUUAAAUACUUUUUAAUAAUAUUUAUAUUAAACAAUUAAUCAAAUUUACAUUAUGAUAUAAAAAAAAAGAUGAAAAAUGGAUAAAAAAUCUUAUUAAUUUUCCCUAUUGUCAGAUAUAUAUUUACGGUGAAGAUACAAAUGAAGAGAAUCACAUUUUUGAAAAAUUCAACCUUAACAAACUAAGCAUUGUUGAUUACCCAGAAAGACAUAGUGAAAUAAUAUAAAAUAAAGGUGUACACCUUUGAUUGAAAGAAUAUAAACAUGAAAUGUUGUACGAAAAGAAACUAUUUUUGACUUUAGUACUGGAUUAUAACCAUUGAAAAACCAUCUAUGAAAAAAUUAUUCAUAUUUUCCUUUGUUGCUAUUAAACAUUGACAUACAAAGAAAUGUAUAUCAAAGUUUAUUACUGGUUGAAUUCUUCAAAUAUUUAACAAGAAUGAAAUGAAAGCGAAAUAUAAAGUAAACUAUACCACUAUAUUGGAAAGUGUUAGUUUUCCAAUUACAGAAGAAGAAUAUAUAAAUAUACAUACAUUGCAUAUAUUAUAGCUAAAUCUAAAAAUCUUAUAUGUAAAAAAAAAGUGACAGAAACUGAAUUAUUUAUUAUUGAAAAUGAAAAAAAAGAGAAACGUAAUAGAAUGCACUGUAUACCGGUAUUUGUUAAAUCGCAUUAUUGAAAGAAAGAUGAAAAAAAACAAGAAAAUGAAAAAUUCUUAGAUAAAGUAUGAAAAUGAAAAUUUAUUAUCAUGUCAUCGCUUUCGAAGCCCGUUUUUUAAAGAAAAUAAAGUAUAUGAAAAAUAUAUA
Molecule: messenger RNA, 10667 nt
Organism: Phlebotomus argentipes
Lineage: Eukaryota; Metazoa; Arthropoda; Insecta; Diptera; Psychodidae
Gene: cac
Product: voltage-dependent calcium channel type A subunit alpha-1
Exons: 34
Coding region: 207-5936 (1909 amino acids)
Biological process (GO): calcium ion import across plasma membrane; chemical synaptic transmission
Cellular component (GO): voltage-gated calcium channel complex; membrane
Molecular function (GO): high voltage-gated calcium channel activity; calcium ion binding
Source: RefSeq, a predicted model, not a curated record